This is a messenger RNA of Dendroctonus ponderosae (mountain pine beetle), 1192 nucleotides long. RefSeq names its product TM2 domain-containing protein almondex (gene amx). The transcript has 5 exons. Bases 321 to 1025 code for a protein of 234 amino acids. NCBI's taxonomy places the organism in Eukaryota, Metazoa, Arthropoda, Insecta, Coleoptera, Curculionidae. The record is from RefSeq and is a predicted model, not a curated record.
UGUUCCCGUGUAGGAAAUUGGUUAUCAGUUUAAGCUCAAUUUCAGGUUUUUUUCCUUUUGGAGCUGCAUUGUUAAUGGCUGAAGUACUAAACAUAGCUAAAGACACGGACUAAAGAUUCUUUUAGAUGGGUUCCGACUUCAAAACAACCGAUAAUGUAAGAAAAAUAAGUACAGACUCUCUUGUGCUUAGCGUCGUUCCGUAAUUAACGCUGUCAAAAACACAUCAGCUGUUCCAAUCCAAAUGCCAAACAACAACAAACAUUUUUGUAAUGUUGGGGUAAGAGCCAUAUUUCCAAAAAAAUUGGCUGUUUAGAAACAAAAUGAGAUGCAUCCACAUGAACAUACGCCAGGCCGUUUUCGUGUUACUUACUUUUCUGGCGAACAACAUACAAUCAGCUGAUAACACCAUAAAACUCACGGCAAACAACGUGAGAAAGAACGCAACUUCCACGAUUGAUAUUAAGGAGCUCGAUAUACUUAACAUACCAGUGGAAAAUUGUCCGCUCAACUUCGCCUGCAAAGACCUUCCAGUGGAAUGCUUGCACUGCCCCUUGAACGACACCUGCGAAUACGGAGAAUUACUGCACGCAGACUGCCACGUGAAAAGUACAACUAAAUGCCAUGGCCGUAGAGACUUUCCCAAAAAGUACAUUUGCCGCUAUUGCUACCAGACUGAGAGGUGGGAACACAACUGCGAUCUGAGAGCCACCUGCGACUCAGUGUCUUCGCCUAGAGACAUCUACACUAGCAACUGCACCGUGCACGACAAUAUUCUAUGUCUGGGCCACCGCACGUUCUACAAGAAAAUUGUCUGCAACUGGACGAAGGGCAAACGAUGGUGGACCACUUUGGCCCUGAGCAUUACGCUGGGCGGCUUCGGCGCUGACCGGUUUUACUUGGGCCACUGGCAAGAAGGAAUUGGCAAACUAUUCAGCUUCGGCGGCUUGGGCGUCUGGACUAUAGUGGAUGUGGUCCUGAUCUCGCUGCACUAUUUGGGACCGGCCGAUGGCUCCCUGUAUUUGUAGAGCGAAUGAAAUCGCGCAUUUCACAUUCUAGGGGUUGGAAACAUGCCUAAAACACUUACGGGACAUGUGAGGGAACGACAACUGUGCUCAUUUUAGGAAAUGUUAUGACUGAAGAAAACCACUACUUUAAAUUGGCGUAUUCAUUAAAUCACCAACCGUAUAUAUCA